UCUAGUCAAUGGUAAUUUUGUUUGUCCAUGGUACGCUAUGGCGGACUUAAUAGGUGACGGUGAUUUUUCGAAAGAAAAUAUACAAAAAUUUAACAAUGAAAGGCGGAGUAGUAAACAGUGGGUAAAACUUAAUGUCGGUGGAACAUAUUUUCUAACUACUAAAACUACUUUGUCUAGGGAUCCUAAUUCAUUUUUAUAUCGAUUAGUUCAAGAGGACAGUGACUUGAUUUCAGACAGGGACGAAACUGGCGCUUAUUUAAUAGAUAGAGAUCCUACUUAUUUUUCACCUGUGCUUAAUUAUCUUCGUCACGGUAAACUGGUUAUCAACAAUGAUAUUGCUGAGGAGGGAGUUUUGGAAGAGGCGGAGUUUUAUAAUAUUACUGAGCUCAUACGAUUAGUAAAAGAAAGAAUAUGUUUAAGAGAAAGAAGGCCCUUGAAAGAUUCAAAGAAGCAUGUGUAUAGAGUUUUGCAGUUUCAUGAAGAAGAGUUGACACAAAUGGUGUCUACAAUGUCAGAUGGUUGGAAGUUUGAGCAGUUGAUCAACAUUGGCUCACAGUAUAAUUAUGGAAAUGAUGAGCAUGCUGAAUUCCUUUGUGUUGUUAGUCGAGAAUGUGGCAGUUCCUUGAAUAGCAAUGACAUAGAACCUACAGAUCGUGCUAAGGUGCUCCAGCAAAAGGGCUCAAGAAUGUGAGCUUUCUAAAACUGAAAUUUGUUCUAUACUUUUUGAGACUCAGCUCAGUGUGAAAUGUGUAUAUAAAUAAUUGUAGAAUAUAAAAAGCCUGCUCCUUUUUCUUCUUAGUUCCAUAUGACUAAGUUGGCUUGUGAAAAAUAAUGUUGGAAUUAGUCAAUUGAGUGGUAUAUUAAUGUAGUUCUCCAUAACUGAAUGUAUAGAAGGAAAUAGAUAAAUACUCAGUUUGAUAUAAAGUUAGACAGAACUAGUUUAAAUUUAAUUUUGAAUACUUAUAUAGGAAAUUGUAAUAUUAUUAUAAUGAUGUCUUCUACCUUGUAUAGAUAAAUUAAAACAACAGUUUUACUACAUGUUCUGUAAGUUAAACCAUUAUUAAAAAUUAAUUUUAUAUAAAAUCGGUUAUGGCAUCAUAUUUACAGGUUUACCAUCCUCUAAUAUUAAAUGUUAUCAGUUUGAACCCUAUAGUUUUUUAGUAUACCAAAUAUUUGAAAUGUUUACAUGAUUUAUGAAAUGGAUGAGUAAUAUAGAACUUAUUCAUUAUGAGGUUGUUACUAUAUGUGAGCAUGAAGACUGGAAUAUAAUAAACAAUCCAAUUAAUACAGUUAUAGAAAAUGAGCAUAGGACAGUAAUAAUUAUAUUAGUUUUGCAUAUUUAUUUUAUUGGAUAUUGUAUUAUCAUGUAGCUCAUAUAAAAGACAGUUGUUCACUAGUUCAUUGAUCAGAGCUUCAAUACAUUUAUUUUUUAAUUAUAUAUUAUUUGCAUGAAAACAAAGUAAGUUUUUUUUUGUUUUGAAUGGACAUUGUGUACUUAUAAAAUAAACAAAAAAAAUGUCCUUUAUACAAUAUAAUCUGAAUAUGGGCCCAGUCCUAGUCAAACUAAUUAUUAAUGAAAAAAGUGAAUUUUGAAAGAACAGUAUAUAGCAGGGCUUGUAAAUAUUAAAAUAUGUAUAUUAUUAUGUAAUGUUACUUUUAGAGAAAUAGUAAUAGCAAUAAUGAUUAAGAAAAUCCAGUUGGGAUACAAAUAAUAAUGUUAUUGACCAGUGAUAUAUAUAUAUUUUGUUUCAGUAGUAUUGAGAUCAAUAUUAGGAUGGUAAGUAAUAUUAUUAAACUUUAUAUAAAUAAUUAGUACUAUUAACAAAUUACUAUGUCUAUGAAAGUAACAUUAUUAGAGAUAGUCUUGGCUCCUUUGUUAAAGUUUUUGAAAUUGAUGUUAUUCAAAGCCCUGAUAUAUAAAUAUAUGUGUAACAAUAAGUACUGAGGUAUUUUAUUAUAGCAGCAUUUAUUAUAAAACUAGUUUUAGUUUCAAAUGUACCACAACAACCACUAUAUAGAAAUUUGGGGUUAUUGAAGGGAGUUGCACUAAUUUGCGAUUUCCUAGCCCUGUUGUGACUCAUUAAAUUCAUUUUUCAAAAAUUGUG
Galleria mellonella (greater wax moth) is the source of this 2105-nucleotide messenger RNA. RefSeq names its product BTB/POZ domain-containing protein KCTD5 (gene inc). The transcript is spliced from 2 exons. Gene Ontology annotation, molecular function: cullin family protein binding. The coding region runs from base 38 to 691 and encodes 217 amino acids. The record is from RefSeq and is a predicted model, not a curated record. Gene Ontology annotation, biological process: proteasome-mediated ubiquitin-dependent protein catabolic process; protein homooligomerization. Lineage: Eukaryota; Metazoa; Arthropoda; Insecta; Lepidoptera; Pyralidae. Gene Ontology annotation, cellular component: Cul3-RING ubiquitin ligase complex; cytoplasm.